AUGGUUAUUUUUACAAGGGAUUUGAAAUGGUGCCCUACAUUCAACAAACUAAAGAAUCUAAUACUCAAUGACUACUGGUGCAUGGGCCCUAGCUUUGACGCUCUAAGUUGCAUUCUCAAACACUCACCCGUUCUAGAGAAGCUCAGUCUUCAUCUUUUCAAGGGACUAAGAGCUAAUGUUAAAAUGAAAGGAAGCUAUAGUUCAAUGGAGAGAUCUUCUGUGAUAUCUGAACACCUAAAGGUAGUCGAUGUCAAGUGUUGUGUUGUUGAUGAGAAAGUUGCCGAAGUUCUGAAGUUCCUGUGUACACUUAACAUACGAUUCUGUUUCGUGUAA
Messenger RNA from Triticum turgidum subsp. durum (durum wheat), 333 nucleotides. Lineage: Eukaryota; Viridiplantae; Streptophyta; Magnoliopsida; Poales; Poaceae. The record is from the annotation of a GenBank genome assembly.